This is a messenger RNA of Pelobates fuscus (common spadefoot toad), 3178 nucleotides long. RefSeq names its product moesin. Gene Ontology annotation, molecular function: actin binding; cell adhesion molecule binding. Gene Ontology annotation, cellular component: cytoskeleton; filopodium; plasma membrane. The coding region runs from base 226 to 1968 and encodes 580 amino acids. The record is from RefSeq and is a predicted model, not a curated record. Gene Ontology annotation, biological process: regulation of organelle assembly; regulation of cell shape; positive regulation of protein localization to early endosome. The transcript has 13 exons. Lineage: Eukaryota; Metazoa; Chordata; Amphibia; Anura; Pelobatidae.
AGUCCAUUCUCUCUGCCACUGUCUUCAUUUCCCUGGGUGUGGUUACUACACUGACUUUACUGUUCCGUUAGAGUUGGGCAAUCACACAGCGGCUAAACGGACAACCAGACACCCGGCUCACCGACAGCCCCCUGAUAUAACGCGCCGGCCGGGCCGACCUGUAUGGGUAGAAGCUAAAAUCAGCCAGGAAAAGGAGCAGACAAUAUCCAAUCAACCAUCACCACCAUGCCAAAAACAAUCAGUGUACGUGUGACCACCAUGGAUGCUGAGCUGGAAUUUGCCAUCCAGCCCAACACCACAGGGAAGCAGCUUUUUGACCAGGUCGUGAAGACCAUUGGUCUUCGAGAAGUCUGGUUCUUUGGUCUGCAAUAUCAAGACACAAAGGGGUUCUCUACAUGGCUAAAGCUCAACAAAAAGGUGACUGCCCAAGAUGUGCGGAAGGACAGCCCAUUGCUCUUUAAAUUCCGUGCCAAAUUCUACCCAGAGGAUGUGUCUGAAGAACUGAUCCAAGACAUCACCCAGAGGUUGUUCUUUCUCCAAGUGAAGGAGGGCAUCCUUAAUGACGACAUCUACUGUCCUCCUGAGACGGCCGUGCUUCUGGCUUCAUAUGCUGUGCAGGCCAAGUACGGAGACUACAACAAAGAUGUGCAAAAACCAGGUUACCUGGCAGGCGACAAGCUCCUUCCUCAGAGGGUUCUGGAGCAGCACAAAUUGAGCAAGGACCAAUGGGAGGAACGAAUCCAUGUUUGGCAUGAAGAACACAGGGGAAUGCUAAGAGAAGAUUCUAUUUUGGAAUACCUGAAAAUAGCUCAGGAUUUGGAAAUGUAUGGAGUCAACUACUUCAGCAUCAAAAACAAAAAAGGAUCCGAGCUUUGGCUUGGAGUGGAUGCUCUUGGAUUGAACAUUUAUGAGCAAAAUGACAGGUUGACACCAAAGAUUGGCUUCCCAUGGAGUGAGAUUCGGAAUAUUUCAUUCAACGAUAAGAAAUUUGUUAUUAAACCUAUUGACAAGAAAGCUCCGGACUUCGUGUUUUAUGCACCACGAUUAAGGAUCAACAAACGUAUCCUGGCCCUGUGCAUGGGAAACCAUGAGCUGUACAUGCGACGCCGUAAACCAGACACAAUUGAAGUACAGCAAAUGAAGGCUCAGGCUCGAGAAGAGAAACAUCAGAAGCAGAUGGAGAGAGCUCUAUUGGAGAAUGAGAAGAAAAAGAGAGAGCUGGCAGAGAAGGAAAAGGAGAAGAUUGAGCGUGAGAAGGAGGAACUGAUGGAGAGACUGAAACAAAUUGAAGACCAGACUAGAAAAGCACAGGAAGAGUUGGAGGAGCAGACACGGAAGGCACUGGAGCUUGAGGAUGAAAGGAGAAGGGCCCAGGAAGAGGCAGAGAAACUUGCCAGGGAACGUCUGGCUGCAGAGGAGGCUAAGGAAGCCCUACUGAAGCAAUCACAGGACCAAAUUAAGAAUCAGGAACAGCUGGCUGCAGAGUUGGCAGAAUUGACCUCUACUAUUGGUCACCUGGAGCUUGCCAGACAGAAGAAAGAAAGUGAAGCUAAAGAAUGGCAAGAUAAAGCCCACACGGUGCAGGCUGAUCUGGAGAAGACCAAAGAGGAGUUGAAGCUUGUGAUGACCACACCACACGUACAGGAGCCCGUUCAUGCUGAGAACGAACAGGAUGACGAACAAGAUGAGAACAAUGCAGAAGCCAGUGCAGAGCUGAGUUCAGAAGCCACAAUAAAAGACCGAAGUGAGGAGGAUCGCACCACGGAGGCAGAGAAAAAUGAACGGGUUCAGAAGCAUCUACAGCUAUUGAGCUGUGAACUGGCAAAUGCUAGGGAUGAGACUAAGAAGACGGCAAACGAUCUUCUCCACGCACAAAAUGUGCUUGCAGGAAGAGACAAAUAUAAGACCCUUCGCCAGAUCCGUCAAGGCAACACCAAGCAGCGUAUAGAUGAAUUUGAGUCCAUGUAACGCCUCUAUAUCAUUGUCCAUUGUAUACAUUCUUGUCCUUCCUUUCAAUGGCUUAGCUGCAACCACCACUAUGCAGUCAGGCUUUGAUUACAGUACAAUCACAGGCCUUAGAAUCCUUCUCUUGUGCAGGAAGGGUUAAACUCAAUCUAUUUCAACCAGACUGUUACAAGCCUUAUAAGCUGUGGCCUUUUCCUAAAACUGUAUAAUAAUUGCAUGCCCUCCCCCCCAUAUCUUCCCAAUUAAUCACUUUUUUUUUUUUUUUUUUUUUUGGUAAGCAAAGUGGACAUCAAGAAAGUAUCGAAGCUGCCUUUUAUAUUUUCAGCUCAUUCUAUAAUUUUAUUGCACUAUAUCAUGCUGUUCUAACAUGGUUUGUAUGCUCUUUUUGGUAACUUGUAUCAUGUAGCCUCUCAAAUUUUAAUUUUGAAAUCUGGAAUGUGCUAAAGACAUCUACUGCUAUGAUGGAUACACUUCUAGGUUUGGCCCAUAUCUAUUUAAGUUAAAAUAUAAAAUGUUACAUAUUCCUCAUAUUAUAUGAUUUAAUGUGGCUGUAUGAUGAUUCCAGUAAAUUUGUAAUCUUUGCAGGGCAACCUUUGGAAACCAUCAAAUUGUUUAACCCUUUACUUCAAGAGAUUAUUAGGGUUUUGCCUUGGUGGUUGUAGUUCUUUGACAGCACCUCCCUUUACCAGUAUUAUAUAUUCCUGUGUUAUCUAAUAUGAUUUUGUUAGUAUUUCUGGGUUCCCUUUAGUUAUUGAGAGGUUUUUUGUUUGUUUUAUAACUAUGCACAUUCUAGUAAACCAUAGAGAGGAAGUGGAAGAUUGUAUUCUGGAAAUUUAAAAAUCAAAACUGUAUACUGUAUUAUAAAGAGGUUAUUUUGGAAGAAAUUCAAUGUUUAAAGAAUUUUCAGUAUUAAAGUCAAAUAUUUCUAGAUUUUUUUUUCUUUGACAUAUUUGUUAACCCUGUUAUUCCUGGCUUUGAUUUUCCAGGCAAAAGUGUUAAUAUUUUUUUUUUUCUUUUUAAGUCUAUUGCUGUAAAUUAUAUAAAUGGGGUUUAACAGCAGAUCGGGACAGUGUUCUGGAUUAUUUACCAACUAAUCCAGGGGAGCUUCCCAGUUAGUCUAUUUUAUGUCUAUUUUUCCCCUCCCUCUUUUGUUGUGAACUGAAUAAGUGCUGUUAUUUCAGUGCCAAUAAAAUGUUAAAGACUUUGAAUCUAA